AAAAAGUGGUUGGUCUUCAUUAUUGCAGCAAAAAUUUUUCUCGAGUCAUAAAAACCAUUAUAACUACGUGUUUUAUCCAAGCUUGUAAUAUUCCGUUUAGCGUUUGUUUAAUAAGAGUAAGUUUCAACAGUUUUUAAUUGUGCUUUUCGUAAAAUACUAACUAGAAUUUCGUUGAUUUAAAGUAGUAACAGUUUUGCGUGACAAAACGUCAUACUGUUGUUCAUUUUAAUAAGUUUGUGUAAUUCGUGAAAUCUUUUCAGUUAUCUUAUAAUAAUAUCCAUUAAAUUAAAUAUGAACGCAGAAAAAUAUAUAUCUGCAAAAGUCAUUUCUCGUCGUCGUAAUGAAAAAAAUAGUUCUUGUGAAAUGAAGACUGUCGUCAAUCCUCGCUUCUCAUUCGAUGAUACAGAUUUGCAGGAUGGAAAUCACAAGCUGCUGUUACAGGACUCUCUGAGAGGCGGUAUCAACUAGAUAGAAACAUGUUCAACCAAAACACUAGUGAAGAUUACAACUGUUUUACGCCAUCCUAUCAGAAGUUCAGCUUUUACUCAGAACAAAGUGUUGAUGCAAACUCAUCAGUAAAAAUUGACGUGGACACCGAGGAUGUUGGAGUUGGUUCGACAGUUGUGAAACACAUCGGCGUCGGAGAGAAUGCUGCAGGCAGCCAUUUGAGAACUUUACACAAAGAUGUGGUACAGUAUCAGUCUAUGUCCGAAUUUGGUGAAAACAUCGUGAAGUACGUAUGCAGUGAUGAACCAGAAACGGAAACAGAGACUAUGAGUGAAACAGAUAAUUAUGACACAGAUAUCGCCACAAUUGGGUUUGUAUCUGCUUCUACGCUUAAUGAAUUUAAUGGGAAGUCCAGCACUGCAAAUUCACCCAUAGAAGAAAUCAGCUCAAGUUCCACACAUAUGGUUGGCGUAGAAGAGAAACAUUACAUGCUCCCCUCUGAACAAAUUCUGGUCUCAGGAAACAACCUCAUGCAAGGAAGCAUAUUGUUAAAUCUGAGAGAUGUUAGUGAAAUCUCAGUUCGUAAAUGUGGAAAAGUCUGCUCAAUUAAUGAAAAUUUAGUCGAGCCAGUUUUUGAAAAUGCUAGAACUUCAGAUGAAUACGACUCAGAAUCAAGAUUUUGUUUGUAUCUUGACUCGAGUGAGGUAUUUGCUACUCAGAAUAGAAGUGAAGACUUCAAGACGACAUUAGUUUCAAAUGCUUCAUGUGUAAUCGGCCAUAUCCACCAGUGUCUCUCGAAUUUAGAGACAACUUACUGCAAACUGCAAAUUUACGAUGCCAUGAAAAUUUACGUGUGUGGUGCUAGGGAACAACUAAAUGAAAUGCAAAAUGAUCUAAAUACACAAUUAACAUGUAAAGCUCACACAAACAAUAGUGCGAAGAAACACCCUCAGCACACACAAAGUAGUCCACAAAGAGGGUUUUGUACAGAAACUAGGAAACAACAUGGUUAUCAAUACUCCACAAGCAGCAAAACAACACGACCACGAAAAAGCUGCUAUACAUUAGGAAACAACAAAGGUUCAAAAGCUUCAGCUGAGAAGGUUCCAAGUUUUGUUCCUAAAGCUCGAGGUAAACCCAAUGCCAGUCAUACAUUUCAAAAGUUUGCUCCAAAUUCAAAAGCGAAGCAGUCGCACGUAAGAGCCAACAGAAAGUGUUCACAGGAAAGGAUUAUCGGAUCGACAGCAAACCCCGCUUCUGAAUCAUACUGCGAUUCCGAAGAGACCCACGACGAUGGCAUGAUACCCACAACAAUAGUCUCGCCGCGAGAUGAACAGUCGAUAUCGUCAGUAAGUUAUUCUAACAUGUGCAUUACUCCUGUCCCAUGUCCCGAUGUGCACAGUGCAGAAGACUUUGACACGAUUGUUAAGAAAAAGUACCUGAAAACUGGCACACACUUCGUUCCUGGAAGAAAAUCGCAACACAACUCUCACUACGUCAGUGCGAAUCGCGUGGGGCACCUUCUCGGCUUCACCAGGUUGCCAACGAAUGAAGAAACUGCGCCGAGAAGAAGCAGGCGUGAUUUUUCAUGGAAAGAAGCCCAGGCCAAGGCUGAAGAAAAAUUGAAGCACUCCGUAACUUUGACUGGGGCAGAAGAAGAUGGGAAUUCAGCAGCAAAGACUCGUGGGGAGAAUACAGAAAACGCAAACAAGAACGAGUUCAAGGAAAGCAGAUCGAUAACAAAGAAAAAUCUGAAAUCAGUGACCUCGAGAGGGGCGCGGCAGCAACAUCAUCUUUCUCCGCGACGACCAUCAUUCGGCGGUCUGGAAAACGGAAGCGGGGACUUCCCAAGAACUCCGGCACGGGGUUGGUUGACUCAGAAAAGUGGAUGCAACAGCAUCAGGAGGAGCAAGAGGCGUGGCAUCAACCAAGAAGAGAUGCAGAAGCUCGAGUCCAUUCUUACUUGCAUUUGGAACAUGAAGGAGUCUGAGUUCAUCAUCACAUACGAAGUGAGUGAGGAGGUGCCCAUGUACCGGUACACAAAUCCCAUGAACCUGAAGGAGAUUGCGUCGAAACUGCGGCGUAAAGUUUACGAGACAGUGGAGCAACUGGUGCACGAUUUCCGUCGUAUGCUCUUGAACGUGCGUCUUCAUUACGAAGAUGGCGAGGACAAGGAUAUAUUCUACGAGCACAGUUUCACCCUCGGCAGGAGAUUUGACAACCUGCUGCUGGACAACUUCCACGGCUGCGACUUCUCGCAGAUAACCGGCGACCCAGACGAGUUGAGGUCCAGCGACGUCCUCCGCUACAGGGCGUGGGAUGUCGACUCGGAGUGAUGCGCGUCUCGGCGAUGUUCUUCAAAGGUGUGUUUAUCAGGAUGUAAUCGAUAUCAGUGGAACUGCAGUACUUCGGAAAACCGCAUUGUAAUUGUGUUGUGAACUCUUCAAUUGUUUUAAUGUUAUUUUAGUUUAGUAAAAGUUAAUCCAUAA
Messenger RNA from Bacillus rossius redtenbacheri, 2936 nucleotides. RefSeq lists its product as uncharacterized. Lineage: Eukaryota; Metazoa; Arthropoda; Insecta; Phasmatodea; Bacillidae. The transcript is spliced from 5 exons. The record is from RefSeq and is a predicted model, not a curated record. The coding region runs from base 477 to 2783 and encodes 768 amino acids. Gene Ontology annotation, molecular function: protein binding.